GCCAUCCGUAUGAGUAUGACAGAGGCUACGAAAUUUCCGAAUGCUAUUGAAUCGUUUUUUCUGUCAACUCGUCAAGCAACCCAACUCUGAAAUCUCCGCCAAACACUUCGAGCUUAUAAAAUUGGGAUAUGGGUUUAGAAAAAUCUGAGCUUUCCCGUGUCUGAUUUUUGUUGUCUGAUUUUUGUUUUGACCAUCUUCUCUUCUUGUGGAGAUUCAAAUAGCUUGUCUAGAGAGUGAAGGGUUAUUGUGAUUUUCCAUUGGGGAAGUGGUUUUUCUCUCGGCUCUGUUCUAUUCUCCGAAUAUGAAGGUGACUGUUGUUUCACGGAGCGGUAGAGAAAUUAUUAAGGGUGGGCUUGAUCUGGAUGCUUCGGGUACAGUUAGUGAUCUACAAAAUGCUAUUCACCGUCGAACUAAAAAAUACUAUCCUUCUAGACAGCGUCUCACCCUGCCUCUACAGCCUGGAUCAAAAGAGAGGGCUACUGUUCUCGACCCCAGGAAAGUUAUGCUAGAUUAUUGUGAUGGAAAUGCGGACAAAUUGACUGUGGUGUUCAAAGACCUGGGCCCGCAGGUUUCCUACAGGACCCUUUUUCUCUGUGAGUACGUGGGGCCUCUGAUCAUUUAUCCCAUUUUCUACUUCUUCCCUGUGUACAAGUACUUCGGCUACAAAGAAGAACGCGUUAUCCGCCCUGUCCAGACUUAUGCAUUGUACUAUUGGUCCAUUCACUACUUUAAACGUAUGAUGGAGACAAUCUUCAUCCAUCGGUUUAGCCAUGCAACUUCACCCCUCUCCAAUGUGUUCCGCAACUGUACUUACUAUUGGACAUUUGGCGCAUACAUAGCUUACUAUGUGAACCACCCACUUUAUACCCCCGUAAGUGACCUCCAGAUGAAGAUUGGGUUUGGUUUUGGGUUGAUCUGUCAAGUUGCAAACCUCUAUUGUCAUCUCUUGUUAAAGAACCUGCGGAACCCUGAUGGGAGUGGAGGGUACCAAAUCCCAAGAGGCUUUCUGUUUAAUAUAGUGACCUGUGCAAAUUACACCACAGAGAUCUAUCAAUGGUUGGGCUUCAAUGUAGCAACACAGACAGUUGCAGGCUAUUUGUUCCUUGUUGUCGCUGCUUCUAUCAUGACUGACUGGGCCCUUGGAAAGCACCGUCGUUUGAAGAAGUUAUUCGAUGGAAAGGAGGGAAGGCCGAAGUAUCCACGCCGUUGGGUAAUAUUGCCUCCGUUCCUGUGAAAUACAGUGACAGAACCUGCUAAAUAAAACAGCAAGAUUUCAAGCUUGCUGAAGGUUAAGUCUUGACACAGGAAUGCUUAGACUAUGUUUCACCUUCCUUUGUGACUUCUGUGCCACUCUUUAUGGAGUUUAGAUAAGGAUUCUACCGAACAUAUUUUUUUUCGUGCAAGAUGAAGAACUCUGUAACCUAUUGGUUUACAUUAGAAGGAAAUGGGGAAUAGAAGAGAACCAUGAAGAACUCUGCUCUUAGGCUGUAGAGCUUCAGUUCUCAGUGAGUUUCCUUGUUCAUCUGUAGUUUGUUGUUUCCAUUAAAUUCAUCAAUUGCUGUUUUU
This is a messenger RNA of Telopea speciosissima, 1566 nucleotides long. Its product is annotated as very-long-chain enoyl-CoA reductase. Bases 302 to 1234 code for a protein of 310 amino acids. The transcript is spliced from 4 exons. Gene Ontology annotation, molecular function: oxidoreductase activity, acting on the CH-CH group of donors. Gene Ontology annotation, biological process: very long-chain fatty acid biosynthetic process. The record is from RefSeq and is a predicted model, not a curated record. NCBI's taxonomy places the organism in Eukaryota, Viridiplantae, Streptophyta, Magnoliopsida, Proteales, Proteaceae.